Molecule: messenger RNA, 1056 nt
Organism: Naegleria fowleri
Lineage: Eukaryota; Heterolobosea; Eutetramitea; Acrasida; Naegleriidae
Exons: 5
Coding region: 1-1056 (351 amino acids)
Source: RefSeq, a predicted model, not a curated record
AUGAUGUUACAUCAGGUUUCCCAACCCAAGCAAGCCUUUGUGGCCAUUCAUGAUGAGAAUCAUUUACUUUCCGAACUUUCAUCCUCACCAAUGUCUGGUUCUUCUUCUUCGAUGAUUGCCCAUAGUGGAAGUGGUGGUGAUUCGGAAGCAUCAUCAUCACUGACAACCAACAAGUUAUUGGAAAAAGUGAGCAAGGUAGACCCUCAUUAUGUUCCUCAUUUGCAAAAUCAUAAACACCAUCAUCAUCAUGAAAAACAUCUCUCUAAUGAGCAUCAUGAGUCACAUCCACUCGGCACAGCUAUUUAUUACACUCCUCAAAUUUUGACUGAUGAAGAGGACGACGAAGAAGAAGCAAUGUUAAGCCAACACCAUCAUGAUAUUGAGAAUGGCAAGGUGUCAUCACCACGAUAUCAAACACAAGAAAUUGAGAGCUUUCAUCAAGAACGAAAGAAAUACAUUACCAGAAAAUUAUUUGAAAAUUUUUCAUUGCGAGAUUUAAUUGUAAAGUGGAGAUAUUCAAUUAUUUAUUCAUUGUAUUUAUUAAUUAUGAGCGGAUUGGCAGCUUUUUUGUUUGCAUGGGCAAUUUAUAAACGAGGAAAAAUUGAAGAAAUUUGGUUUUUAGCCCUUGAAGGUUUUUGCACGUUUGCCAUUGUGUAUGAAUGUUUUUUAAGCAUAUUUCUUUAUCGAAGACAUUGGUACAAGAGAAUUAUUGUGUGGUGCAACAUUUUUGUAUCGCUUGCUGCACUCGUCAUCUUUUCAUUAUUACUCUAUUGUUUUAUUGAAAAUCAGGAAAACUACUUUUGGAGCAAUGUUGCAUUUGCUGAGGAAGUUAUCAUUGGAAUUCAUUGCACUGUCAAUGCUCUCAGAAUUAUUAUUUAUAUUUUGCAAAUUCGGCGAGGCAGAACUAUCAUGACAAAUAAUCCAAUCUUUCUUGAUACCAGUACUCCAACAUCGACCUCUGAUCAACAAAAUCAUUUGACAAAUGAAAAAGAAGAGGACCUACCAGAACAAACAUCCUCACAGACCUCUUAUGGAACAGUUUCUAAUGCAAAUUAG